Molecule: messenger RNA, 2288 nt
Organism: Mangifera indica (mango)
Lineage: Eukaryota; Viridiplantae; Streptophyta; Magnoliopsida; Sapindales; Anacardiaceae
Product: serine/threonine-protein kinase tricornered-like
Exons: 14
Coding region: 322-1965 (547 amino acids)
Biological process (GO): peptidyl-serine phosphorylation; intracellular signal transduction
Molecular function (GO): ATP binding; protein serine/threonine kinase activity
Source: RefSeq, a predicted model, not a curated record
ACGGUGAACAUGAUCAACAAGAGAAGUUGAAGUUGAUUUAUAAAAUAAAAAAUAAAAGCAAAAGAGAACCCAUCAAAGUCGUCAACAAAACUAGUGCUCUUCUUUACUUGCCUCUUGUCACCGAUGAUCGCCAAGAUUUGUUUCUCUCAGAACACUAUGCCUUGAUUCUGUGGGAAUCCGCAAUUCCUCAAGUGAACCUGCAUGUUUGCAUUUACAAAAUGUGAUUCUUGCUUAAUGAAAGCAUACUCUUUCAUAGUUUCUUAAAUAAAUUGCACAUCUAAGAUUGUUGGCUGAUUGGUUGGGUAUAUAUUGAGUGAACAAAUGGAUUCCAUAAAAUGUUGGGUAAAGCUAUUGAGGUCGAAGGAUAAGGUGAAGCCUUCAAAGGAAAAGGAGUCAACUAGUAAAACAAAGGAAUUAUCAAAAGCACAAACAAGUGAAGAAGUGCCAUCUAAUGUAACCAAGCAGAAAGUUGCUGCUGCGAAACAGUAUAUUGAAAACCAUUACAAGAAGCAGAUGAAGAGCCUGCAGGAGAGGAAGGAGCGACGUGAUAUAUUAGAAAAGAAGCUGGCCGAUGCUGAGGUCUCUGAGGAAGAGCAGAACAACUUAUUGAAGUAUUUGGAGAAGAAGGAAACAGAAUACAUGCGCCUUCAGAGGCAUAAGAUGGGUGCUGAUGAUUUUGAGCCGUUGACAAUGAUCGGGAAAGGUGCAUUUGGAGAGGUUAGAGUCUGCAGGGAAAAGGCAACUGGUCACGUUUACGCUAUGAAGAAACUUAAGAAAUCAGAAAUGCUUCGUAGAGGACAGGUCGAACAUGUGAAAGCUGAGAGGAAUCUACUUGCAGAAGUUGAUAGCAAUUGCAUUGUCAAACUGUAUUGUUCAUUUCAAGAUGAUGAAUACUUAUAUCUAAUCAUGGAAUAUCUGCCUGGAGGAGAUAUGAUGACUUUACUAAUGCGCAAAGAUACACUAACAGAAGAUGAGGCUAGGUUUUAUGUUGGGGAAACCGUCCUUGCUAUAGAGUCUAUCCAUAAACAUAACUACAUUCAUAGAGAUAUCAAGCCAGAUAACUUGCUGCUUGACCGAGAUGGUCACAUGAAACUAUCAGAUUUUGGAUUAUGUAAACCGUUAGACUGCAGUAAUCUUCAGGAAAAGGAUUUUUCCAUGGGAAACAAUCUCAGCGGAGCUCUUCAGAGUGAUGGACGUCCAGUAGCUCCAAGACGCACGCAACAAGAGCAACUGCUGCAUUGGCAGAGGAACAGGAGGAUGCUUGCUUAUUCAACUGUUGGAACACCAGACUAUAUUGCUCCUGAGGUUUUAUUGAAGAAAGGAUAUGGAAUGGAAUGUGACUGGUGGUCUCUUGGUGCUAUCAUGUAUGAAAUGCUUGUGGGAUAUCCACCCUUUUAUUCUGAUGAGCCAAUGUCAACUUGCAGGAAGAUAGUAAAUUGGAGAACUCAUUUAAAAUUUCCAGAAGAGGCAAAACUGUCUCCAGAAGCAAAAGAUCUUAUUAGUAAACUCUUGUGUAAUGUUGACCAGAGACUUGGUACAAAGGGCGCAGAUGAAAUUAAGGCUCACCCAUGGUUUAAAGGUAUAGAGUGGGACAAACUCUAUCAAAUGAAAGCUGCAUUUAUUCCCGAAGUCAAUGAUGAGCUGGAUACUCAAAACUUUGAGAAGUUUGAAGAGGCUGACAACCAAAUUCAAUCUUCAACAAGAUCGGGCCCUUGGAGAAAGAUGCUCCCAUCCAAGGAUAUAAAUUUUGUGGGUUACACAUAUAAGAACUUUGAAAUUGUAAAUGAUCAUCAAUUACCUGGAAUUGCUGAAUUGAAGAAGAAGAAUAACAAACCUAAGAGGCCCUCCAUCAAGUCCCUUUUUGAGGAUGAGUCGGCUACAGUAAAUCAGCCUGUUCAUGGGAGCUUUUUAAACCUUUUGCCUCCACAAAUAGAAGCUCCAGAGAAUAAGGGUAAAUCUCAGUGAGCUUCACUGUCAUGUUCCUAACAUAAGAUGGCCUCAAGAAAAAGUAGGAUUAUGUUGUCUCUGGUGAGUAGCUUUUGUUUUGCCGCUCCCUGCAUUUCAUGUUGACGAGUGGGUUUGAUUUGAGAUACUAAUUGGGCUUUUGGGUAAGAAAGAUAGAAUCGUGAUCUUUGUAAAAUAGUGAAUAUUCUUUCAUAUUUGUUAUGUAUUUUUUUAUUUUUUUUAUUCUGAGUCUGUCAAGCUGCAUGAAAUCUAUGUACCAUUGGUGUAUAGGCGUACAAUUUCAUUCAUGUAUUAAGAAAUGAAAAAGAGUUAAAUCUUUCUCA